This is a messenger RNA of Acyrthosiphon pisum (pea aphid), 1219 nucleotides long. RefSeq names its product mitochondrial single stranded DNA-binding protein (gene mtSSB). Gene Ontology annotation, biological process: mitochondrial DNA replication; positive regulation of helicase activity. Gene Ontology annotation, cellular component: mitochondrial nucleoid. Lineage: Eukaryota; Metazoa; Arthropoda; Insecta; Hemiptera; Aphididae. Gene Ontology annotation, molecular function: single-stranded DNA binding. The record is from RefSeq and is marked provisional.
GACACGUUCACAAAUCUUGUUGAUCACUCAAUCGUCGGCUUGUUCGUCGCGUUGAAACUGUUGAAACUUGAAAGUCGAUAGUUGCAAGUUAAACACUCGAACACCGGCCCUUAGGUGUUUAAAUCCCAAAAUUCUGCAGUUUUCGUUCAUACAUGUUUUGGCUGCGUUUGGCGCCAUAACCUUAAAUUAGCACGAGCAAUCGCAUUAUCGUGAAUACAAAUUAAUAGAUCCUAUGUUUUGUUUAAAGUGCGCCAAAUAAAAGUGAAAACGGAAAUACUGAAAAGUGAAAAAUUGUAUUUAUAUAGUAAUUUGUAUUCAAUUAAUAAGCCAACGCCGUCAUAACAGUACACAAACGCAAUACAAUAUAAUAUUGUUGACUGCCGUAGCUUAAGGCCGACGAGAAGAACACUAUUCAGUAAUAAGCACAUACAAUACAAAUAAGAAAAUGUUAAAAACAAAGAUUUUAUCUAGUAUUUUAAGGAGUACUAAUUAUUCAAAGCAACUAUUUCGCAAUAAUUACACUCAAGAAGCAGCACCCCUACCCAUCAAAAUUGAAAAGACAAUAAAUAAAGUCACACUUUUGGGACGAGUUGGUGCGGAUCCGCAAAAACGAGGCACAGAAGAACAUCCAGUUGUUGUAUUUUCAUUGGCUACACACCAAAAUUAUAUCAACAAUAAUGAAGAAAGCACACAAAAGACUGACUGGCACCGUAUUGUUGUAUUUAGGCCUGGAUUGCGUGACACUGUGUAUAAUUACCUACAAAAAGGACAACGUAUACACAUUAGCGGGAGAUUAAUCUAUGGAGAAUUAAAAGAUGAAUCUGGUACUUCUCGAACAACUACAUCAAUUGCGGCUGAUGAUAUCAUAUUUUUUAAUUCAAAAAAUUAAACUAAUUAGUUUGCCUAAAUUUAAUUUAAGUUAUAUUUGUUUAGUUUAUAGAAAACAUGCUCACUGUGUUGCCUAUAAUUAAAAUUCCUAUAAGAAUAUUUUUUUUACUUAUAAAAUUGAUUCCUAAGAUAAAAAAGUUAAAAUUAUGUUAGUUUUUAUGUGACAUUUUGUCCAUAACAAACAAUAAAAAUGGAAAGUUGAAAGUAGUAAUUUGUUGCACUAAACAUUUUCAUAUAAUUAUUUCUGCUAUUUAUAAUAUGUUAUUCUAUGGUGCUGUUUUUAUAUGAUAAUGAUAUAAGUAUAUAUAAUUAAAGAAUAUUACAAUGUGCA